ACUCCAACUAAGCAUUCCUUCUUCACACUUUCCAAAGGCCUUAUCGAAAAUGUGCACUUUACAGAAGCGCGGCAGUUUCUUCAUCCUCACCCUCACCGGCGCCGGCGCCGGCGAUCGGGAGCACCGCCUCAGCCCCACCGUCAUCGGCAACAUCCGCGCCGCCUUGUCGGAGGUCAGAUCUCAGGCGGUGGCCGGAUCCGUGCUCAUCACGCGAUCCGAGGGGAGGUUCUUCUCCAACGGCUUCGAUCUGCGCCACGCGCAGGCGGUCGGCGCGGCGGCCGGAAAAUCCGACGCGGCGGCGGCGGAGCUCCUCCGGAUGGUAGAUCUGUUCCGCGGAGUGGUGGCGGAUCUAUUAUCGCUGCCGAUGCCUACAGUCGCCGCCGUCUCCGGCCACGCCGCGGCGGCCGGAAUGAUCCUCGCGAUGAGUCACGAUUACGUCACGAUGACGUCGGAUAGGGCGGUGAUGUACAUGAGCGAGCUGGAUAUCGGAAUGACUCUCCCCGAUUACUUCACGGCGUUGAUUAGGGGUAAGAUCGGGUCGGGAAUCGGCCGGCGGGAGGUGGUUCUCGGCGCGGCGAAGAUCGGAGCGACGGCGGCGGCGGAGAUGGGGAUUGUGGAUUCGGUGGAGGGGACGGCGGCGGAGGUGGAGGCGGCGGCGGAGCGGAAGGCGGAGGAAUUGGGGAAACGGAGAUGGAAUGGCGUCGUUUACGCCGAGAUAAGGAAGGAUUUGUACCCUGAGGUUUGUGGUUUGUUGGGGUUGAAGCAUUCUCCUGUUGUCGUUGCUAAAUUGUAAUUUAUUAUCAUAAUAAUAAUAAUAAUAAUAAUAAUAAUAGGUGCUAAAUUGUGAUUUAUUAUAAUAAUAAUAAUAAUAAUAAUAAUAGGUCUGUAUUGCAUCAAAUUCCCAUAUGUUUUCCCGGUUUAAAAUUAUUUAAUAUUUUCAA
Messenger RNA from Andrographis paniculata, 941 nucleotides. RefSeq names its product enoyl-CoA delta isomerase 2, peroxisomal-like. The record is from RefSeq and is a predicted model, not a curated record. The coding region runs from base 50 to 793 and encodes 247 amino acids. NCBI's taxonomy places the organism in Eukaryota, Viridiplantae, Streptophyta, Magnoliopsida, Lamiales, Acanthaceae. The transcript has a single exon. Gene Ontology annotation, cellular component: peroxisome. Gene Ontology annotation, molecular function: delta(3)-delta(2)-enoyl-CoA isomerase activity; enoyl-CoA hydratase activity. Gene Ontology annotation, biological process: fatty acid beta-oxidation.